ACAGAAAACCAAAGUCUUCUUCGCACAAGUAAAGUCUUCUACAGACAGAGCCAUGGAUAGACCUGCAGAGAGUCCGCAUUGCCGUCCAGCUCCUCCUCAAAAUGCUCUUGAUCUUGCUUACAAGGAGAUCAACCGCAUGAGAGCGGAGAUACACAGGCUGGCACAGAGUAAUACACAAUUACUGAAAGAAAGGGAGAGCUUCUGCCGAAGGGAACAAGAAAAUAACCGUCUGGAAAAGUUUCUAGAGACGAGGACGAAGCAGUUUAAUACUGAAAAAUCAAAGAACUUCACCACUCUCUCAAAGGAGUCAGAAAUCUCCAAACUGAAGGAAAGUCUCCAAUUCCAGCAGGAGAAGACGGAAUACCAGAAGAUUGUGGACCGGACGGAGGAACAGAUCCAACAGAGGGACACUAUAAUCCUGGACAUCAGCAAGGAGGAGGGUCUCUCUCAGAUGCACAAAGUGACCACGAACCUGCUGCAGAGCAAAGAAGCCAAACUCCUGGAGAGCGAGAAGGCUUGGCAGGCAAAAUACACUGCUUUGGAGGAGAAGUUCGCCAAGGACCUUGCCAACAGCGAACAGAGCUGGGUGACAAAAGUCAAACUGAUGGAGGACAAGAUGAAGGAACUGGAGGAGAAGUUUGCCAAGGACGUGGCCGAAAGAGAAGAGAGCUGGGUGACAAAAGUCCAUUUGAUAGAGGAAAGAAAGAAGGAACUGAAGGAGAAGUUUGCCAAGGAACUGGCCGAAAGAGAAGAGAGCUGGGUGACAAAAGUCCAUCUGAUAGAGGAAAGAAAGAAGGAACUGGAGGAGAAGUUCGCCAAGGACGUGGCCGAAAGAGAAGAGAGCUGGGUGACAAAAGUCCGUCUUAUAGAGGAAAGAAAGAAGGAACUGGAGGAGAAGAUCGCCAAGGACGUGGCCGAAAGAGAAGAGAGGUGGGUGACAAAAGUCCGUCUUAUAGAGGAAAGAAAGAAGGAACUGGAGGAGAAGUUCGCCAAGGACGUGGCCGAAAGAGAAGAGAGCUGGGUGACAAAAGUCCGUCUUAUAGAGGAAAGAAAGAAGGAACUGGAGGAGAAGUUCGCCAAGGACGUGGCCGAAAGAGAAGAGAGGUGGGUGACAAAAGUCCAUCUGAUAAAGGAAAGAAAGAAGGAACUGGAGGAGAAGUUCACCAAAGACCUGGCCGACAAGGAAAAGCAAUUGAAGGCCAGAGCAUUAUCUUGGCAGAUUCAUUACAGAAUUCUGGACAAGAAGUUCAAAGCGUCGCUGGCCAAGAACAAAGACUUGGAGGACGACAAGCUGGAGCUGGAGGAGCUCUGUCUGGAAACGAAACAGAAGAAGAGAUUCUUCUCGUUCCGCAAGAAUAGGGCCGAGGACAGAGACACAGUGUUGGAGAAAAUGAAAAGCAAAAUGUACGAGAAGGAGAUGAAGAAGACAGCAGAAGCGAAAAAAAAGGAGAGGAAGUUGGAGGACUUUUUGACCAGCGUGGACAGAAAGACAACAGCAGCUGCCGCUUCCCCCACUCUUCGUCCGUCACUAGCUAACUCGCCGGCUUCCGACCUUUUUCGUGUCAAGAACACACAUUAGGUCAUGGUACCCCCAUUCUAUAAGAUUUUGAUAAUAUUUCUGUCUGGAUGUGCCAACUUUGUAUAAAUGUACUAGGGCUGAACGAUUUUUGGAAAGUAAUGUAAUUGCGAUU
This is a messenger RNA of Perca flavescens (yellow perch), 1691 nucleotides long. Its product is annotated as vicilin-like seed storage protein At2g18540. The coding region runs from base 53 to 1579 and encodes 508 amino acids. NCBI's taxonomy places the organism in Eukaryota, Metazoa, Chordata, Actinopteri, Perciformes, Percidae. The record is from RefSeq and is a predicted model, not a curated record. The transcript has a single exon.